AUGCAAUUCUUAACUACUUCAAUUUUAUUAUUCAUUGCUACUGCUGUUAUCGCUAAAAACAUUAUCUUAUCAAAUGAUGAUAGUUGGUCUGCUACAAACAUUAGAGCAACUUAUUAUAAAUUAAAAGAAGCUGGUCAUAAUGUAUUUUUAGUUGCUCCUGUAUCUCAAAGAUCAGGAUGGAGUGGUAAAUUCGAUAUUCCAACCUCACCAACAUUACAAACUAAUGGUGAAUUUAAAUAUCCACCAGCAGGAUCUCCAUCAUGGGGUCACGAAGAAAAUGACGAUCAUAUUUGGUACUUUAACGGAACUCCUGGUUCAAGUGUUGCCUUUGGUUUACAAUAUGUUAUUCCAGAAAAAUUCAACAACAUCUCAAUUGAUUUAGUUGUUAACGGACCAAAUGAAGGUACUAAUAUGUCACCAGGUAUGUUCACUGUUUCAGGUACUGUUGGAGCUACUUAUAAUGCUAUAUACAGAGGUUACCCAGCUAUUGCUUUUAGUGGAUCAAAUGGUAAUAAUUCAUUCUUCAAAGAUUCAUUAGAUUUAAAUGAUACUAAAGCUCCAUCAACUAUUUAUGCUACUAAAGUUGUUGAAUUUGUUAAUCAAGUUUUCAAAGCUCAAGGUAAUAACUCAAGAGCAUUACCAAUUGGUGUUGGUUUAAAUGUUAAUUUCCCAAAAGUUGGUUAUGAACAAGAAAACUGUACAAAUCCAAAAUGGGUUUUCACUAGAUUAACUGGUCAAUAUGCUUCAACUUCAGAUUUAAAAUACAAUAAAACUUCAAAUUCAUUUUAUUAUUCACAAGAUGAAUUUAAAGCUUUAACUGUUUGUAAUAAUGGUGAUUGUUCAUUACCAUCUGAAAACUUUAUUGUUGGUCAUACUGAUUGUCAAAGUUCAGUUUCAGUUUUCUCAACUGAUUAUGAUGCUAACUUAGGUUUAACUCAUCAAGUUGAAGGUUUAUUAGAUCCAAUUUUUGCUAAACAUUAA
Messenger RNA from Lodderomyces pseudojiufengensis, 981 nucleotides. It is a transcript of the gene PHO100, whose product is annotated as Pho100p. NCBI's taxonomy places the organism in Eukaryota, Fungi, Ascomycota, Pichiomycetes, Serinales, Debaryomycetaceae. Gene Ontology annotation, molecular function: nucleotidase activity. The record is from RefSeq and is a predicted model, not a curated record. The transcript is spliced from 2 exons. The coding region runs from base 1 to 981 and encodes 326 amino acids.